Molecule: messenger RNA, 894 nt
Organism: Spodoptera littoralis (African cotton leafworm)
Lineage: Eukaryota; Metazoa; Arthropoda; Insecta; Lepidoptera; Noctuidae
Source: the annotation of a GenBank genome assembly
AUGCUUACAUUUUACAUAAAAAGGAAAAAGCCCAUAACGCAAUUUUUACUGUAUACCUUAAAAAUGGCAAAAAGUUCAUUUGAAUAUGUUAAGAAAUUUGAAUUAGAUGAUACUCUGUUGCCUAAUAGUUGGAUAGUGGUAAGAUUAGAUGGCAAGUGCUUUCAUAAAUUUUCAGACGACCAUAACUUUUCUAAGCCUAAUGAUUUGAGAGCUUUAAAAUUAAUGAAUUAUGCUGCUUUCAAUGUACUUCGUGACUUCAAUGACUUAUUAAUGGCUUUUGGUCAAAGUGAUGAAUAUUCUUUUAUUUUCAAAAAAAGUACUACGCUGUAUAAAAGACGUGCAGCCAAAUUACUUACAACUAUUAACAGCAAAUUUUCUUCGUCGUAUGUAUUUUAUUGGAGUAAAUUUUUUGGCGAUGUCCCUCUAAAAUAUCCGCCAACAUUCGACGGCCGUAUAGUGUUGUAUCCUAGUGAUGAAAAUUUAAUAGAUUACAUGAAAUGGAGACAAGCAGAUGUCCAUAUAAACAAUUUAUAUAACACUACAUUCUGGACCUUAGUUUUAAAAGGAAACCUAACCCCAUCACAGGCUGAAAAACGUUUAUGUGGGACAGUCUCCGCUGAUAAAAAUGAAAUUUUAUUUCAAGAAUUUCAAAUUAAUUAUAAUAAUGAACCGGAAAUAUUUAAAAGAGGAACACUGUUAGUAAGGAAGACAAUUCCACAUAAUAAGUUAGAUAAACAGAAUAAUGCUAUAGUGGAUACACAUGACGAUAUGCUGAAAGAUAGGUUUUGGAGUGAGCAUAAAAGUUUAUUAUUAAAUAAAUGUAAAGAACCAAUUGUGUAUAACGGACCUGUCACUGAUAUAAUUGCAGAACAAAUAAAUUCUAUUAAAGAGUAA